Aspergillus heteromorphus CBS 117.55 is the source of this 2753-nucleotide messenger RNA. It is a transcript of the gene pmt4, whose product is annotated as dolichyl-phosphate-mannose-protein mannosyltransferase. Gene Ontology annotation, biological process: protein O-linked glycosylation via mannose. The record is from RefSeq and is a predicted model, not a curated record. NCBI's taxonomy places the organism in Eukaryota, Fungi, Ascomycota, Eurotiomycetes, Eurotiales, Aspergillaceae. The transcript has 4 exons. Gene Ontology annotation, cellular component: membrane; endoplasmic reticulum. Bases 104 to 2416 code for a protein of 770 amino acids. Gene Ontology annotation, molecular function: dolichyl-phosphate-mannose-protein mannosyltransferase activity.
CUCUGAUCAUGAUCUCUUCUUGAUCGGCUUCCCCUCCCCUCUCCGUUUCUUCUUUUUGACUAGGUGUCUUUCGUUCGUUCCUUUUCCUGACUACCUCACCAUCAUGUCUUCUCCGGCGCCCUCUCUUCGCAAGAGGGCCGGCAAGAAGGAGACCACCCCCACCCCCUUCUAUUCUCCUUUGUCGUCCAAAGCCGCCGCUCCUCGGCCGGAAUGGGACUAUCGGCUGGCCAUAGUCGUCCUGACCGUCCUCGCCUUCAUCACUCGAUUCUACAAGAUCUCCUUCCCCAAUGAGGUCGUUUUCGACGAGGUGCACUUUGGAAAGUUCGCCUCCUAUUACCUCCAGCGCACCUACUUCUUCGAUGUCCACCCGCCCUUCGGCAAGCUCCUGUUCGCGCUCAUGGGCUGGCUCGUCGGCUUCGAUGGCAACUUCCUGUUCGAUAACAUCGGUGACUCGUACACCGAACACAAUGUCCCCUAUGUGGCGCUCCGGGCCAUGCCCGCCACGCUUGGCGCCCUAACGGUUCCGGUCGUGUUCUUGAUCAUGUGGGAAUCCGGAUACUCGUUGCCCGCUUGCGUUCUGUCCGCCGGCCUGGUUCUGUUUGACAACGCCCACGUGGGAGAGGACCGCCUGAUCCUGCUGGACGCCUCGCUGGUCCUGGCCAUGGCCCUGAGCAUCCUCUGCUAUGUCCGCUUCUACAAGCUCCGCCACGACGAGUUCAGCCGGAAGUGGUGGAAGUGGCUCCUCCUGACGGGUGUGUCGCUCAGCUGUGUCAUCUCCACCAAGUACGUCGGUGUGUUCACCUUCGUGACCAUCGGCUCGGCGGUCUUGGUUGAUCUGUGGAAUCUCCUGGACAUUCGGCGCCCUGGCGGCGCCCUCAGCAUGGUCCGCUGGACCCAGCACUUUGCUGCUCGCUCCUUCGCCCUGAUCAUCGUCCCCUUCUUCUUCUACCUGUUCUGGUUCCAGGUUCACUUUGCCAUCCUGACCCGCUCCGGCCCCGGUGAUGACUUCAUGACCCCUGAGUUCCAGGAAACCCUCAGUGACAAUGCCCUGGCCGCGGAUGCCAUCGGCAUCCAGUACUACGACACCAUCACGAUGAAGCACAAGGAUACCAAGGUCUUCCUGCACAGUCACCUGGAGAAGUACCCCCUGCGUUACGACGACGGCCGUAUUUCCAGCCAGGGUCAGCAGGUCACCGGAUACCCCUACAACGACACGAACAACCAGUGGCAGAUUAUCCCCAUGGUGCCCUUCGACCCGGUCGAGACCGAGGGACAGAUGGUGCGCAACGGUGAUAUCGUCCAGCUUUACCACCUGGGUACCGACACGCUCCUGCUCACCCACGACGUCGCAUCCCCCUACUUCCCGACCAACCAGGAGUUCACCACCGUUUCGCUGGAGGUUGGAAACGGGGACCGCCGCAACGACACCCUGUUCGAGAUCAAGAUUGAGAACGGCAAGCCCAACCAGGAGUUCCGGACUCUCUCGAGUCACUUCAAGCUGAUCCACUUCCCCACCCGGGUCGCCAUGUGGACGCACACAACGCCGUUGCCCGAUUGGGCCUUCAAGCAGGCCGAGAUCAACGGCAACAAGAACAUGAUGCAGACCAGCAACCUCUGGUUCGCGGAGACCAUCGAGUCCCUGCCCGAAGACAGCCCCCGCCGGAUCAAGGAGGAGCGCCAGGUGAAGCACCUGUCCUUCUUCCGCAAGUACUUCGAGCUGCAGCGGGCCAUGUUCUUCCACAACAACGCCCUGACCAGCAGCCACCCGUACGCGAGUGAGCCCUUCCAGUGGCCGUUCCUGCUCCGUGGUGUCAGCUUCUGGACCAAGAACGACACCCGCGAGCAGAUCUACUUCCUGGGUAACCCGGUCGGAUGGUGGAUCGCCAGCAGUCUGUUGGCGGUCUUUGCGGGCGUGAUUGGUGCCGAUCAGCUGUCCCUGCGUCGCGGCGUCGAUGCCGUGGAAGAGAUCUGGGGCCUGGGUGCCCGUUCCCGCCUGUACAACAGCACCGGCUUCCUCUUCCUGUGCUGGGCCGCGCACUACUUCCCCUUCUGGCUCAUGGGCCGUCAGCGUUUCCUGCACCACUACCUUCCCGCGCACCUGGCGUCGGCCCUCGUGACGGGCGCCCUGAUCGAGUUCAUCUUCAACCUGGAGCCGAUCCCGAUCGCCAAGGCGGUCCGGGCCGAGGAUGACCCGUCGGGCAAGUUCAAGGGCCAGAUCGGCCGCUUUGUCUCGGCCAAGGAGCGCAUGGGCCGCAAGUCCCUCGUGGCGGGCUGGAUUGCCACCCUGGUCAUCCUGGGCGGCACGAUCUACGGCUUCGUCUUCUUCGCCCCGCUGACGUACGGCACUCCGGGUCUGGACGUGCCAGGCAUCCUGUCGCGCAAGUGGCUGGGCUACGAUCUGCACUUUGCCAAAUAGAUGGCCUAGUCAGAGUGGAUGGCCCUGCAGCGGGCAGGGCGGAGACCCGGGAUGUGACUUGGGGCAUGCCUGGAGUUGGCGUUUUGUAAAGAUAGACGGGGUAUAGGGGAGUUACCUCUGGAUGGUGGCUCGACGUGCUUGGAACGCACGUUGGGUGUGUUCUGGGAACCGCCCAUGGCGCCUGUCUGGGCCAUGUCGAGUCGUCUCGCAGUCGUUGAUGUUGAUAUAGCGUGGUCCAUGUUUACUGUUCAUCUGUCUCCUUUCCCCUUUCACGCACCGUGUACUGCCGCUACAGAUUACUGUUGUAUAGUUCACUCAUAAUACUAUUUCUGUUACC